AUGGCCUCUCGCCUUCUUGUCUCUGGCCUUCCCCGGUCCCUCCCUCCUCUUCCUCCGGGACCUGGCCCUCCCUGUGUCCCCUGUGUCGAGGGUCGCCUGCGGGCUACCCCUCACUCCUCCCCGUUUCCUCCGACGGAGGCCCCGAUGCAGACGCUUCACAUGGACGUGUGGGGCCCAGCCCGCGUCCGUGGACAGGGUCACGAGCGCUACUUCCUGCUGGUGGUUGACGACUACUCGCGUUACACCACAGUCUUCCCCUUGCGCAGCAAGGGUGAGGUCACUGAGAAUGGGAUUGCUGAGCGCCGCAUCGGCAUUGUCAUGGACGUCGCCCGUACGUCCAUGGUGCAUGCGGCUGCCCCCCAUUUUCUGUGGCUGUUUGCGGUGAGGUACGCCGCCCAUCAGAUCAACCUUCAGCCCAGGGUCUCCAGACCGGAGACCUCCCCAGCUUUGCUGUGGACGGGGAAGGUUGGCGAUGCGUCGGCGUUCGGUGUCUGGGGAUCUCGGGCGUUUGUCCGCGACUUGUCUGCGGACAAGCUGUCCCCUCGUGCUGCUCCUUGCGUCUUCCUGGGUUUCCCCCCUGACGCACCUGGGUGGCAGUUUUACCACCCCACCUCUCGUCGUGUUCUGUCCUCCCAGGACGUCACGUUCGACGAGUCGGUUCCCUUCUACCGACUCUUCCCCUACCGCACUCCGUCACUCCCCCCCCCGCCCCUCUUCCUGGUCCCAGGUCCCCCCCCGGUAGACCCCCUCCCCCCUCAGGGUCCUGCCCCUUCUGGUGUGUCUCAGGUAGACGCGGUCGAGCCUGUCGAGGUCACUGGUGACUCUGGUGCUGCUGCGGGUGCGGAGCCUCGGGGUGUUGAGACUGGGGGUGCUGAGACUGGGGGUGCUGAGCCUGGGGGUACUGAGCCUGGGGGUGCUGCGACUGGGGGUGCUGAGCCUAGGGGUGCUGAGCCUGGGGGUACUGAGCCUGGGGGUGCUGAGCCUGGGGGUGCUGAGCCUGGGGGUGCUGUGCCUGGGGGUGCUGAGCCUGGGGGUUCUGCGUAUGGGAGUGCUGCGCCUGCUGCUUCUUUUCCUGGUGGUUCUCCAGACCGUUCUUCGCGCCGCGAGCCGCUCUCUCCACUGGAGCUGCGUGAGUGGUUUGCCCGGCGCUGGAGGCGAGCUGCUGGAGCCGGGGGUCCAGCGGGUGCUGGAGGUUCCGUUGCUGCCGAGGGAGCUGGUACCACGGGUCCCGGAGGUGCUCGUACUGAGGGUACUGGAGCUGCCGGGCCCGGGGGUGCCUCUGGAGCUGGAGCUGCUGCGGGUGCUGGCGCUGAGGCUAAGACUGUCGGUCCUACAGCGGAUACUUCUGCAGCUGCUGGUGGUGCUGGAGUUGGAGCUGCUACUGGUGCUGGUGCUGCCUCUGGAGGUGUUGGUGCUGUCCCUGCUGUCUCUGGCGGUGCUGCGCGGCCUCGGCCGUACUUCGUUCCGCUCCUUCAGCAGGUUCUUGGUCUCCCGCCUUCCACUGGUCCUUCUCCUCCCGUAGAGUGUCCGCAGCCUGUCCCGUCACGGUCACAGUUACAGCCCGCCUCUCCUCUGCCUUCUCCUUCUCCCUACGCUGGUCCUACUGGAGGUCUUGCUGAGCGUCGUGAGCCUGCGUCCCGCCCUUCUUCUCUUCCUACUCUUGCCGACCCGGAGUCGGACUCUCACCGUGCUGCCAGUCCUACUGUCACGCGUCUUCUUGCUACUCUUGUCACUGACCCUUCCUUUGAGUCCACUGCUGCGUCUGCCCUAGUUGCUGAGCUGGUCGACUUUGCUGCUGCGUGUCGUCUGGACUACGCUGCCAGUCUUGUUGCUGAGUCUGCUGAGUCUGCGUCUGCUGCGUCUGCGUCUGCCUGUCCUCCGUCCGUCGGGGGUGACUGUGCUCUUGGCACGGACGUCCUUGAGGACAGGCAGGAGGAGUUCCAGUGCUUUGCCGCCGCUUUGCCCCAUCUCGUGUCCAUGCUUGUUGCCCCUGAGGGAGACCCGGAUGCUCUAGACAUCCCGACCCCACGCUCUUACGCAGAGGCGAUGGCCGGUCCCUACUCCUCUCAGUGGCAGUCAGCCAUGGACGCAGAGAUGGCCUCCUGGAAGUCCACAGGCACUUACGUUGACGCUGUUCCCCCUCCUGGGGCGAACAUUGUCAGUGGCAUGUGGAUCUUCAGGUCAGCGACAGGGAGUUGA
Molecule: messenger RNA, 2199 nt
Organism: Closterium sp. NIES-65
Lineage: Eukaryota; Viridiplantae; Streptophyta; Zygnematophyceae; Desmidiales; Closteriaceae
Source: the annotation of a GenBank genome assembly